Messenger RNA from Entelurus aequoreus (snake pipefish), 2214 nucleotides. It is a transcript of the gene klhl18, whose product is annotated as kelch-like family member 18. NCBI's taxonomy places the organism in Eukaryota, Metazoa, Chordata, Actinopteri, Syngnathiformes, Syngnathidae. The record is from RefSeq and is a predicted model, not a curated record. The transcript is spliced from 10 exons. Bases 15 to 1739 code for a protein of 574 amino acids. Gene Ontology annotation, molecular function: protein binding.
CGCUCCUGCUGACGAUGGGAGACGUUCUUUGCGAGGAACUUGAAGAUUUGGUUCAUUUUUCAGUCCACGACCUGCCGACGAGAGGCUAUGUCGUCAUGGAGGAAAUACGACGUCAGGGGAAACUCUGUGACGUCACGCUCAAGGCCGGGGAUCACAAAUUCAGCGCUCAUCGCAUCAUUCUGGCUGCGUCCAUACCUUACUUUCACGCCAUGUUCACCAAUGACAUGGUGGAGUGUAAACAGGAUGAGAUCCUGAUGCAGGGAAUGGACCCCAGUGCUCUGGAGGCGCUAAUCAACUUUGCGUACAGUGGCCAUGUUGCCAUAGACCAGCAGAAUGUUCAAUCUCUUCUGAUUGGUUCGAGCUUCCUUCAGCUGCAGAACGUGAAAGAUGCCUGCUGCUCCUUCUUGCAGGAGAGGUUGCAUCCAAAAAACUGUUUGGGAGUGCGUCAGUUUGCCGAAACUAUGAUGUGCACCACGCUGUAUGACUCAGCCAACAACUUCCUGCACCAGCACUUUGUGGACGUGUCCUUGUCUGAUGAGUUCCUCAACCUGAAGACGGAGGAGGUGCUUGAGCUCGUUGGCUGUGAUGAACUUAAUGUGAAAACUGAGGAGCAGGUGUUUGAAGCAGUGCUAAUCUGGAUCCAUCAUGACCGGCACAAACGGGAGUCUUUUCUGCCGGAGCUGCUGUCGAGGAUCCGACUGCCGCUUUGUCGUCCUCAGUUUCUGACUGAGAAUGUCCAGCAGGAAGAACUUGUGCGCUGCUGCCAUAAAUGCAGAGACCUGGUGGACGAAGCCAAAGACUUCCACCUGAUGUUGGAGCGUCGGCCUCACCUUCCGGCCUUCAAGACCCGGCAGAGGUGCUGCACCUCUAUCACAGGCCUCAUCUACGCCGUGGGAGGACUCACCAGCUCAGGCGAUUCUUUAAAUGUGGUCGAGGUGUUCGAUCCAGUCGGGAAUUUGUGGGCACGUUGCCAACAAAUGAGGACGGCUCGCAGCAGAGUGGGUGUGGCUGUUGUUAAUGGACUGCUGUACGCCAUUGGAGGAUAUGACGGACAGUCACGCCUCAGCACUGUCGAAGUUUACAACCCCGAUACUGACAGCUGGACCAAAGUGUCCAGCAUGAACAGCCAACGCAGCGCCAUGGGAACGGUGGUGGUUGAUGGACACAUCUACGUGUGUGGCGGAUAUGAUGGAAAAUCUUCCCUCAACUCUGUUGAGCGUUACUCUCCUGAAACUGACAGGUGGACCGUCGUGACGGAAAUGAGCGCCAGUCGCAGCGCUGCCGGCGUGACAGUGUUUGAUGGACGCAUAUUUGUCUCUGGCGGCCAUGAUGGUUUACAGAUCUUCAACACAGUGGAGUAUUACAACCACCACACAAACCGCUGGCAUGUGUCGGCGCCCAUGUCUAACAAGCGCUGUCGUCAUGGCGCUGCAGCGCUUGGCAGCCACAUGUAUGUGGUGGGCGGCUACGACGGCUCAGGUUUCCUCAGCGGUGCGGAGGUGUUCAGCUCUGUGGCGGGCCAGUGGACCUACCUGGUGGCCAUGAACACGCGGCGCAGCAGGGUGUCUCUGCUGGCAAUGUCAGGCUGCCUUUACGCCAUAGGUGGAUACGAUGGACAGUCCAACCUGUGCUCCGUGGAGAUGUUUAAUCCUGACAUCGACCGCUGGACCUUCAUGGCGCCUAUGGCGUGUCACGAAGGAGGGGUGGGCGUCGGCUGCAUUCCCCUGCAGCCCACCUAAAUCCUCCAAUCACAGCUGCAGUCACUGACAUGCUGCAAGGUGAAGAAGACACGCUCCCCGGCCGUGCAGGGCCGUGCGGGGCACUCACUUCAGCAGUGCGUACGUCAAAGCACGCCAGGGACUUUGAGUACAAACUGUUAGCAUUGUGCUCUGAGCAAGCACGCUGGUAGGUGUUACCGCCAGCAGGAGGCACUGUGAGAGCAACGUGAAUUCUCAGCACUUACUGUCCAUGACAGGAGGUGGCACAAGGAAUUUCCUGCCGUCUGCGUCGUAUACCGUCUUCAAAAUAAAAGCACCAAGCUUGAAUGUAGUUUGUUAAAGAGGCUUUUAUUCUGGAAACAAGAGGAACAUAGGCUGUAGCCUAUACCUGUGUCCUCAUUUGUCCCAAAGUAAACAUGUUUUAAAAAGUUGUUGGAAGCAGAUGAAAUGAAGUGACAUUAAAGGUUGUGGAGUGAGAAGUAUUAUCGUUGUGCCU